GCUGAUAGUAACACCGACAUAAGUUUUGUUGAUGAAGGUGCUUACUUGAUUCUGCCCAGGAUUAACUCCAGAGCUGGCGGAAGAUGGCAAAUAGAAUUCAAGACGAUAGCACAAAACGCGGUGAUACUAUACAACGCCGGAGGGGGCCGUUCGGACUUUCUAGCCGUCGAAAUAUUGGAGGGAGUAAUCCGAGUGAAAAUGGCCCGAGGACAGAUCGUGCACACGCUGCGAGUGAACGACGGACAAUGGCACAAACUGCACUUGCUCUUUAAUCCGUCUUUGAUUGAGCUAUCAGUUGAUAACGUGGCGAUGAGCACGCGCAUCGAAAGCGGCGGCACUAGGUACCUCGAAUUGUCUGAUUCUUUCUAUCUCGGCGGCAUUGAGAGCGAGAAGAGGCAGAGGGCUUUUGCUAAAGGGAUUAAAGCUGCCGACUCUAGUAUAAUGGGAUGCAUAAAACCUAUAGAGGUUGACGACAAGAUCUGAUUACCCAACGCCGUGGUAACAUACGGUGUGAGUCCAAAAUGUGUGUGGUGGUAUCCGUGUCAUGCCAGCCCUGGGAAUCCCCCGUGCGUACCUCAAGCGGUGUGCGCCCAACACGGUGUCGACCACUUCACUUGUAAAUGUGAUACCGACUUGUGUAUCAACCCGGACUACAGCGAGAAAUAUAAGGUAUUCUCAAAAUCAAGCAGCGAGUUGGAGUUGGUAGCGUUGUAUCCCUUAACGGUACAAGAAGGUGGGGUUGCUGUGAUUACUACACAGAACAUUGACGUGGUGUUAGACCAUCAUAAGUAUGGCGUCCGGCCGUCUGGAGUGGUCUUGCAUGUGACUCAGUCCCCUCAGCAUGGACGCAUAGCAGUUGACCUGUCGCUGCAGAGAAACUCACCACAAUACAACUAUAUUGAAGGAGAGGGGAAAUCCAAGCAGUUCUUUACGUUGCUGGAUCUGUCUAGGGAUAAGGUACGUUAUGUCCACGACGGGUCAGAAAACCACCACGACGCCAUAGUCCUCGACAUGGAGCUGAUUCAAGAGACAAAGUUCACACUACCGAGCUACCUCCAAGGUCGGAACACCUUCGUACUCCACGUAAAUGUGACGCCUGUGAAUGACCCACCUGUGCUGAAUCUGUUGCCAGGGAAAGUUCUGAGGCUCACUCAGGGUACACGUAAAGUGAUCACCUCGGAUAUACUGAGGGCAGAAGAUCCCGACACGCUACCCGAGGACCUGUUGUAUACAGUGUUGCACGGAAAGAACGAAAUCAAUAGUGGCCACAUAGAGAUGUCGGGCGGUCCGGUGGACUCGUUCACGCAACACGACGUGGACGCGGGGCUGAUCUACGUGCACGGUGCCGGGCGCCGGCGGCUUAACAAGACCUCGCUACGGGUCACAUUGCAGGUAUCAGACGGAAUAGAGACAAGUGGUCCGGGCAUACUGCGCAUAUCGAUAGUUCCACUUCAAGUGAGACUUGUGAACAACACUGGUUUGCAGCUGGUACAUAACUCCUACGCGAUCAUCGCCGCCGACAAUCUCACUUUCACCACUAACGCGGACGAAACUAACGUACAAGUCAAGUAUGAUAUUGUAAAACCGCCUCAGUUCGGUGUGGUGGAGCGGCUGAGGGUACUGGACAGCACGUGGCAGACAGUCGACUCUUUCACUAGCGAAAUGGUAUCAUUCGGACGGGUGCGGUACAUGCAUCUAGUUGGGAAUCCCACCCAUGACGAGUUUAAGUUUAAAGCCUCAGUAGGCUCGAUACGAACGAACACGUUAUACGAUUUUCGACUAACUUUCAUCAGACUGGAAUUGUAUCAAUCGAUGAAUGAAGAGUUAGUGCUAAAUAACACCAGAGAAGCCUUCAUAUCUUCACAACAUUUGCACUUCAAAACGAAGCCGUUGACGCUGCCUAGCGAAAGAAUUUUGUACACAAUACUAAGAACGCCUAAGUAUGGCAUACUUCAUCUAUCGUCGGGAAAACAUCACUUGCAAGCUCAUAGCACGUUUACUCAACAGAAUAUCGACUCUGACCAACUGUGGUACAGGCUGCAUAGACGCGCGUAUUCGCACAUACAGGAUGAGUUCUCCUUUGUGGUGGGCGCGACCGAGUGCGAGAAUAUAACUGGCGUGAUGACAAUACGACACCUCCCCGGCUUGCUGCUACCCGACCACUCCACCGGCCGAGUGCACACCACCUUAGAAAGGCUUCAAGUCACCGAAGGUUCCAGAAUGGUUAUACCCACCACGCAUUUAAAUUUCCGGACCGAUGCUGUGACCAAUUUAAUUUUUAAUAUAACUCGCCUGCCGAAACACGGCAAGAUCGAAGUUAUCAAUGAAAUGUUGAAGGUUCUCAGAGACAACACCACGUAUUUUACGCUCGAAGAAUUGAAUUCUGACAGAGUGUAUUAUUCUCACGAUGAUUCUGAAAGUCGUCAUGAUUCGUUUCAUUUUAUGGCUUUGAGUCCUGAACCUGAAGAUUUUCAAUACGUAGGCGUUUUCCACAUCGAUGUUAUAUUAAAGAACGACAACAGUCCGGUCAGGGUCAACAAUAACGUGUUUCAUAUAGUGCACGGUGGAGCUAGACUGAUAACUGCGAGAGAUCUCAGUUAUGACGACGCAGAUUUGGACACCAAACCUUCAGAUAUCGUUUAUACUGUUCAAAGGUCGCCAAAAGACCCUCCGAAUGGCGGCAUUUUUCGGGCCGACAAUCCUUCAGAACAAAUAGCAACUUUCACGCAGGAUGACAUCAAUAAGAACUUGGUGUUAUUCAAGCAUCAGGGUAAAGAAUAUGGAAGGAUGGCUUUCUGGAUAUCGGAUGGAGUAUUUGAUGUUAAUGGUAAUUUGGAGAUACAGGCAUCGCCGCCGUUCAUAAGGAUGUACCCGUCGAAUGGAUCUAUUGUAGAGAACGGCAAAGCUGUGGUCAUAACUUCGAAGGAUAUGCAGGUGGACACGAACAUGAACUGCCUUGAAGAGGAUAUUCGAUACGAGGUCACUUUAGAGGCUAAACACGGUUCUAUAGAAGUCGGGGAGGGUCAGGGAGCAUACACAUUCACUCAGCUGGACAUAGCGGCAGGCAGAGUUGCUUACAGGCACAGAGAGCCUAAGACUCCUUCUGAUCAAUUCAGGUUUAAAGUAAUGUGUCUAGACACGUGGGGUGAGGGCUUGUACAAUAUCAAGAUAUUCCCAUCAAGCUACUGGGAGCCGUUGAAAGUAACUGCAAACAGACCGCUUGUCGUUGAGGAAUCUACAAGUGUUAACAUCACAAAGGAUAUUUUGGAAGUUAUGCAUCCCCAAAUUGAACCUUCCAACAUAGUUUACAAGGUGACUGAUGGCCCCUACCAUGGUUGGCUCGAAAUUAUCUCGACUCCGGGCACAGUCGAGUUGGAAAAUUAUAACGAAGAGCCCGUACACACGCAAGUCUUCGACCAAUCUGUUAUAAACGUCAACCGACUAAUGUACGUCCAGUCUGGAGUAAAUCGAACCAGAGAUCGAAUAAAAAUGGACGUCACGAACGGCAUAGUGUGGCUGCGUGAUCUCGAACUUACUGUUAUAAUAAUACCGGAACAUUUUUACAUCUUUGCUUCAAAUUUAACCGUCGUUGAGGGUGACGCUAUUAGUGUCAGACCUGACUUGUUCAAGACGAUCACAGAAUAUUACAGAGGUAAAGUGGUGUCGUAUAAAGUGGUCGAGAAACCGAAGUACGGGAAGAUUGUGAUGGGCGAGCAAGAGUUAAAUUUGUUGCCCGUUUUGAAGCUCAAUUCAGGAAAUAUACAGUAUGUAAACGACGGGUCGGAAGAGGCCGCAGACUCGUUUAGGUUGGUCGCACUCACUGAGAAUAAUAAAGAGAGUGAGCCCUUCACUGUUCGAAUCACUAUAGUCCCGGUUAACGACGAGACUCCCAUUGUGGCGGCUAACACGGGUCUAUGUGUAUGGGAAGGAGGCACCUUUACUUUCACGAGAAACGAACUUUAUGUGAACGAUAUCGAUACUCCGCUCGAAAAUGUUACGAUUCAGGUUGUCGACAUAGUGUCUGGUUAUAUUGCUAUGACGGGUGAUAUCGAAACGCCCGUGCUUACCUUCAGUCAAGCUGACAUUGAUAACGGCCGAGUCAUUUUUGUACAUCGAAAUGGUACAAAGGGAAAAAUGAUAUUCAAUGUUAGCGACGGUCUUCACGAAUUAUCUAAAAUAACUUUUCUCAUUUCGACGAAAUCUGUAUCUUUAAAAUUAAUACGCAAAAACAACCUUCGAGUAUUUCCACUUAUGAGAGAACCAUUGACGAAUAACAUUCUUAUGUCGAAAUGUUCGGAUUCAACCAGACCGAUAGUUUACAAGGUUGACAGAGCGCCGACACUGGGCCGAUUGAUAAUGUUGAACGGAGAGAACCACCAUAGAUCGAUAAAACAAUUUACUCAGGAAGACGUGAAUAAUUCCAUAGUUUAUUACGAACAUACUCAUCCUUUCUCUGAUUUAUACACGAACGACUCCUUUAUAUUCACCAUCGAAGCUGCUCUGGCGAAACCAUUGACUGACCAGAGUUUUAAUAUCGACAUAUCUGUGUCGUCGGGUGGGUUGGCGAGAUACGUGCACAUACCGCCAAUUAAAGUUCAGGAAGGUGACAAAGUUCCGGUGAAAGUGAAUGUGACUAAUGUGAUAGCGUAUUUGGAGACGCAGGCGGGCUUACGUCAACCGCAGAUCGAGGCGCAGUGGUCGCAACCUGCACACGGAGAAUUGAAACCCUUGCUAUCUUCGCUAACCCAGUCACAAUUGGAAAAUGGAGUUGUAAAUUACGUGCAUGAUGAUUCGGAUACGGUCCAGGACAAAAUUGACAUGUCCCUAUACUUGCUUCCCGAUUACGUUCUGCUUUGUAAUGUCACUAUAACAAUACAUGUUAUAGCGGUCAACGAUCAGCCGUUCCGUUUAUUAACGGACACCCCACAAAUACAAGUAGUGCAAGGUGAAAACUAUACUAUAACUAAAAGUGACUUGCUAACGGAAGAUGCCGAUACCGGGCCAGCAGGAAUUCUGUACGAUAUCAUCAGUGGUCCAACACAAGGCCGAAUAGUGAUGCUCGAUAAAAAUCAAUCUGUCGAUGAAGCCCAGUCGAUAAAUAAGUUUACGCAAGAUGAUGUUAACAACGGUAGGGUCAUAUACGAACAUUCAGGGAUAUUGCAGACUGCUACUUUUUACUUUAGAGUGUGGGACGGACAGUUCAAACCUACCUACACUGUUUUCACUAUCGAUGUUGUUCCUGUCAUAUUGAACGCAACGUCACUGCACCCGAUAAAUUUGCAACAAGGUUCUAAUGUAGCCGCUGUCACUACGGACCAAAUAUACGUUGAAACCAACGCGAAAACGUCGAAAGUUUGGUACAACGUAACACGCUCUCCACUCCAUGGAAUGGUUUAUGUCGGCCGUAACCCGGUAACAUUUUUUUCUCACAAAGAUUUAAUUAACAAAGUAGUAAUUUAUAUGCAGAAUGACAUGACAGCAGCAAACGAUAGUUUUGAGUUAAUCGCAUUUGUCCAUAACAGUAACGCGACACCACCCUUCACGAUAGAAGUGGUCAAGGUACAACCGUUAGUGAUUCUCAGCGAUUUGAGAGUCGAUAAUGAUAAGACAAAAAUCACAUUGAACACAAUCGAUGCUACCGGACUCGCGAAGCUGACGGCAAGCGACCCGAUAUACACCUUACUUAGGAAGCCAAAAUACGGCCUAAUAAAAAAGAUAAUCAGAAGUUGAGAGAAAACCAGUGCUCGGGAAAGAGAAGUAGCAUAUUUUACACAUGAAGAUGUAAAGGCUGGUGUAAUGUAUUAUGUUACUAAAAAGAAUAUAAAUGACUUGAAUGGCUUCGAGGAUAGCUUUAGGUUCUUACUAGCGGCGACGAUAUUCCAACCUGCGGUCGGCGACGUAAAGAUACAGAUUGGAAAUCGACAAAAGAAGAAUUUGCCUGGCCCCAACGAUCCAGAGAGUCACGAGGGCGUGCCAGUGUCGAACGGUGAAACAGCAUCGUACUACUUGAUGAUUCUGAUGGCAUUAUCGGGCACCGUGCUCGCUAUACUAGUGAUAUUUGGGCUUCUGAAGUUACGGAGAAUGAUGGGUCGCGACCAGAACGCCAUGGCCAAAAUACACGGCCAGAACCAGGGCGCCGUCGCACCCAUACCUUUGCCUCGGCCGCCGGAUCAUCUUAUGCCGUCACCGACACAAGCCACGCCACCCAUUAAACGGGGAAGCUCUAGUUAUAGUUGCACUUCUACCCUUCGGGAAUAAAAGUGCAAAGUGACUCCGUUGGCAGAUGCCGGACUGCCCGACCUCAACGCUCGGUAUCCAUAUGGCGCUGACGACCAUACAGAUGCUGAAGACUGGAGCAGUUACGAAGCGAGCGAGUCAGCGUACCCGGUCCGCACGCCUGGCGUUGCGCCCGCCAAUCCGAUGCUCCGGCGCAACCAAUACUGGGUCUGACCCAAGGACACAUAUACUUUGCCCAGACCGCCCA
Messenger RNA from Manduca sexta (tobacco hornworm), 6484 nucleotides. Its product is annotated as chondroitin sulfate proteoglycan 4. The record is from RefSeq and is a predicted model, not a curated record. NCBI's taxonomy places the organism in Eukaryota, Metazoa, Arthropoda, Insecta, Lepidoptera, Sphingidae.